AUGUCUCGCCCGCGGCGUGACUCCUUAACACAGGGAGAAAAAACACUACAUGACCAGUCCAACCUCCUACCCAAAAGGAAACUCAUUUUCUGCCUUUGUAUUGUGUCUCUGGGCCAGCUUAUCUCUUUCGUCGAUCAAAAUGGUAUAUCCACAGCUUUACCAACUAUUGCUGCCGACCUUGACGCCCGAAACACCAUAUCCUGGGCUGGAACUUCUUCGCUCUUAGCCAAUACCGCGUUUCAAAUGAUGUAUGGCCGCCUGUCAGAUAUCUUCGGCCGCAAGACUAUCUUUAUCUCCGCCAUACUGUUGCUUGCUACCGGGGACUUGGCGUGCGGAUUGAGCGCCAAUGCAGCUAUGUUUUACGUUUUUCGCGGCGUGGCGGGUAUCGGUAGUGGUGGGAUCACAAAUCUCACCGCCAUAAUUGUUUCAGAUGUCGUGACACUGGAGCAGCGAGGCAAAUACCAAGGGAUCAUAGGUACCAUGAUUGGACUUGGGAGUGUGACUGGGCCUUUCCUUGCUGCGGCCUUUGUGUCGCGAUCGACGUGGAGAGGAUUCUUUUGGAUGUUAGCUCCGCUUGGGGCGUUCAAUGCAUUGAUGGCGUUUCUAUAUCUUCCAUCGAAGGAAUCAGAAACAACAUUGAAAGAAGGCUUGAAGAAGGUAGAUUUCUUGGGAGUACUGGCAUCGUCUGUCGGUACCAUAUUCCUACUCAUCCCCAUCUCGGGAGGUGGUGCGUAUUUUCCAUGGAACUCGCCCAUGGUAAUCAGUAUGCUUGCUAUUAGCGGUGCAUCUCUGGUCGCUUUUGUGCUUAUCGAGUGGAAAUUCGCCAAGAUCCCCAUGAUGCCGAUUACUGUUUACCGAAGUCCCGCCAUUGUUAUAUUGCUAGUUCAAUCCUUUCUUCUUGGCGCUGUAUACCAAUCGACGGUAUACUACAUACCUCUCUACCUUCAAAACGCCCAUCAGUUGUCGAGUAUUGUCUCAGCCGCUCUUCUUGCCCCUCUUGGUGGCAUUCAAUCAGUAUUUUCGACUCUCUCCGGUUUUUAUAUUUCUCGGUACAGGCGCUUUGGCAUCGUAAUUUGUUUUGGCUUCGGCAUGUGGACACUUGGUGCAGGUCUAGCUUUGAUCUUCAGGCGACAAACAAGUCCGGGUGUCGUCGUCGUACCUCUCCUCAUUAUGGGUGUCGGUGUGGGUUGUGCUUUCCAGCCCAUGCUGGUUGCCCUGCAAGCCCACUCAGCUAAGGAGAGAAGGGCUGUUAUCAUUUCGAAUCGUAAUUUCAACCGCAGUGCUGGUGGUGCAUGCGGUCUGGCCAUUUCUGCUGCUAUUCUGCAAGCACGACUCCAUGAGACUCUCCCAGCGGAGUAUUCGAACCUGGCUGAAUCCACAUAUGCCUUACCUGACAUAAAGGGGGGAAUCCCAUCCUCGGUGCUAGAUGCGUACAUGGCAGCCAGUCAUUUGGUAUUUAUUGUACAAGUGCCACUGAUAGGAUUGUGUCUUUUGGGAUCUUUCUUUGUCAAGGAUCAUGGUCUGGCGCCCGCGGAUGAAGCGCAACCAACGGGUGUACUUGAAGAUGGGAAUGAAGAUAGAAGAGUUUAG
This is a messenger RNA of Penicillium lagena, 1590 nucleotides long. Its product is annotated as MFS transporter. The transcript is spliced from 3 exons. Gene Ontology annotation, molecular function: transmembrane transporter activity. The record is from RefSeq and is a predicted model, not a curated record. Bases 1 to 1590 code for a protein of 529 amino acids. Gene Ontology annotation, biological process: transmembrane transport. NCBI's taxonomy places the organism in Eukaryota, Fungi, Ascomycota, Eurotiomycetes, Eurotiales, Aspergillaceae.